AUGUCUGUUGAAGAAAAACGGCCUGCCAAGAGGCGCAGAAUACAACAUGAACAGGCCAUCCAACGACUGGAUCUCCAGCGUUUUACACAGUAUUUCACGCCAGAUGCGGCCAUCAUCAUUGGAAGCUAUGUCAGGGUGAUUCUCCAUUUUGUAGGUAUAGCCAUUAUUUUAUACGUAUUGUAUCGAACUCUGGAAUCAUUCACAGUCGAAAUUCAAGCACGGUAUCACUACGAGAUGGAUGAGUUGGCAGAAAAAGCACGCAUUUGCCAUCGGAAUUAUGUGAAUCACAAUUGUGGACCUCACUUGAAGGGUGCUGUGUGGCAGAGCUUUUGCGAUGAAUGGGACAGAUAUCCUUUUUAUAAUAACUUGAUCUGA
Messenger RNA from Mucor velutinosus, 375 nucleotides. RefSeq lists its product as uncharacterized. Gene Ontology annotation, cellular component: nuclear membrane. Bases 1 to 375 code for a protein of 124 amino acids. The transcript is spliced from 3 exons. Gene Ontology annotation, biological process: lipid homeostasis. NCBI's taxonomy places the organism in Eukaryota, Fungi, Mucoromycota, Mucoromycetes, Mucorales, Mucoraceae. The record is from RefSeq and is a predicted model, not a curated record.